AUGUUUGCAAUUCGUUCCUCCGAGGAUGCAGAUUGCAAAGAACUUUACCAACAGUCAAAAGACCUUCUGAAAGAACACAACGAUCUGGGAGAUGACACGAACAUAAGCGCGGAGGGGUUCAUGUCUAUCCACACCGAAAAGUUCGUCCGUUUUCAAGUUCUCACAUCGAGAAUAGACGAGGUUAAAAACGCUAAGGUAAAUGAAGAGAAAAAAGAACGUGAAGGUGAAGGAAGAAGGAGAAGUAGGAACGAACAAGGGUUAGCAAUACCAAAAGAGCAGGUUGUGGGCUACAUCACUUUCGCCGAAGACUACGACCUGCACUUUGGUGGGAGAGGUUUCCUAGUCGACCAAUUCUUCAUUCGCGAGCAGUUCCGUGGAAAGGGUCAAGGUCGACGCCUCCUCAAUUGUAUUCGUGCGGAGGCGAGAAAGAGGUCAAUGAAAUACAUCAAGCUUUUUUACCAAGAGACGGCUGAAAGACAUGCAAUCUACUCGCAUUUGGGAUUUACCAACGUCUCGACAUCGCCUCCUUUCAUCCACUACUUCGAGGUGUACGGUCCGGAGGAGAUGAAGUCGCGCCUGAAUAUUGAUGUUUACGAGCCGGUGGAAGAAGACGUCCGCACACUGCCAGUAAAACCGGGAAUUGACGUGUUGCAGUAUGCCCAAGCGCGCGACGCACAAGAUGGACAUGGGCGUCUGGGGCUCUUAUUUAGCUUGUCCGCGGAUAUUUCUGAUUCUGACACGCCUUCAGCGGGUCUCAUAGUUCUUAUCCAACACUCGGUGCGAAUACACCCCCUUCCCGGUCUCUUCGAGGUUCAUUCCCUCAAACGAUUCUUGUCUCAACGCGGAAUAUUUAUUGACGAUCCACCUCCGAGCCUGUGGACCCAGAUUUGGAGUAAAUCCCGCAGUAGUGAACACCCGGUUGAGGAGGAUGUUCUCAUCUGUGCGUUUGUGGAACGACCUACUGUGUGCUGUUGGCUGGGACAUCAGUUGACAUUUUGUAAUUUUGCGGGCGACUUGCAAAUGAUUUCGAAGGAGCUGCUGGUGCGACGCAUUCGAGCCUGGUCACCCAAAUGGGGACCGGUGCUGGGCGUUAACUUCGAAGUUGCUGGCGGAGAGACGUCAUGCCCCACGGAUUCGAAUAAUGCGCUGGUGCGUUUGCUGAACUCGCUUGGUGUUCGGGAGGACGCCAGCUGGAACUGUGCCAUCAUGCCCGAGGAGAAGAUUCGUGAAGGCGUUGAGAACUAG
Molecule: messenger RNA, 1245 nt
Organism: Echinococcus granulosus
Lineage: Eukaryota; Metazoa; Platyhelminthes; Cestoda; Cyclophyllidea; Taeniidae
Exons: 1
Coding region: 1-1245 (414 amino acids)
Molecular function (GO): N-acetyltransferase activity
Source: RefSeq, a predicted model, not a curated record